Messenger RNA from Loa loa (African eye worm), 393 nucleotides. RefSeq lists its product as hypothetical. The coding region runs from base 1 to 393 and encodes 130 amino acids. NCBI's taxonomy places the organism in Eukaryota, Metazoa, Nematoda, Chromadorea, Rhabditida, Onchocercidae. The record is from RefSeq and is a predicted model, not a curated record. The transcript has 4 exons.
AUGCGCACGAUAGCAACAAAACAAUCAUUAUCAGCAUGUCCAAUUACCACACCAUUACAAACUCCCAGUAAAACAGCAAUAGAAACAAUCAAAAAGACAGCAGUAUUAAAGCAAUCUUCAAAAGCACCAAUACAAUCCAAUAAAACAACUAUUAAAACAAUUUCUCUGCAACCAACACAAAAUGAUCCAAAUGUAAAACAGAAAAAUAAUGAUAAAAUGUUAGAAAUUAAUAAAACACAAUCAGAAACGGAAUUUGAAGAUGUUUCAUUAGUAACAUCAAUAUUCACUAAUAAAACACAACCAAGCAUUUCACAACGGGUAGAUGAUAGCGCUGAUACCGGUGAAUAUGUUGAUGAUUUACCGGAAGAUCGUGAAGCAAGUAGCAUUGAAUAG